This is a messenger RNA of Cordyceps fumosorosea ARSEF 2679, 345 nucleotides long. RefSeq names its product Ribosome maturation protein SBDS. The transcript has 3 exons. Bases 1 to 345 code for a protein of 114 amino acids. The record is from RefSeq and is a predicted model, not a curated record. Lineage: Eukaryota; Fungi; Ascomycota; Sordariomycetes; Hypocreales; Cordycipitaceae.
AUGACCCGCGGCGAGACUAUCCAGACCAAGUGCCACUACAAGGGCAACAACGAUGACUUCAUCAUCUUCAUCGACGACGUCGACACUUACAACAAGUGGAAGACGGACAAGAGCAUCCCCAUGGCUCACUUCAUCUCCUCCUUCCGCAUCUUCCUCACCAACAAGCACGGUGCUCAAGGCCAGCUCGACGCGGCGCCCAAGCAUGUCCUGGCCGCCGAGUUCGACACGGAGGACGAGGACGAGGUGAUUAAGAAGAUCCUGGACAAGGGCAGCCUGCAACAGUCCGAGAUGCCGGCGCGUCAAGGACCCAAGAACGACUCGAUGAGCUCCAUGAACGCCAAGUAG